CAGUGUGCGGGAUUCUCGCUAUUGGUUUUGCCUGAAGUUAGAAUGACCUUUGUCUCAUUUCCUCUUGUAAAGGAAAGAAGAAUCUCGACUUCACUGUGCAGCUCAGUAUUUGGGAUAAAUCCUUAAAAUAACAUUAUCCUGUAAAUGUGCCCGUAGCGUUUGACAGACUGACGCAUUAGUGGUUAAUAGUCCACGCAGUUGGAGUCAGUGUGCGCUUAAGACGCGAGUCGGAAUGCACUUUGGACCCCGAACAGGGAUUGAGUCCAGUGGAGGUAAACCGUUCCCAGUUUGUAAUUUGACAGAUAUAUUCUGGGUGUUGUCUAAAUAAAGGGAAGUAGCCUUGAACUCGGCGGGCGGGCAGCCAAGCAGUAUGUAUGAGAGCAGAGCGGAUGAUGCUGGAUGUGACACAGCUGGAUUUGAAUCAGCUGUCAACAAUGCCGACGCCCACGGCAGCAGGACGUCCAGACAGGGAAGCGUUGUGGAGCGGCUCUCGAGAUAUGGCAUGCAGGUCAUGCCCAGUGCUUUCCAGCGUAGGUCGAGGCUGCAGAGGCAGCAAGAAGUCACUGACAGCUCCGCGCCGGGAGCACUCCAGGCAGACGCUCCGGAGAGAGGCUCGCUCACACCCGCUAUGCGUAAAAAAUACCUGAAAGAGUUGCUUUUGAGCAACCCAUCACAUAGCGGGUUUAGUAGCGUGCUGUCUUCGCAAACUCCCAGUGUGUCCUCCGAGCAGGACGCAGACUGGGCUCUGAAUCCGAUGGAGCACGCGUGGAUGCUGUCUGCAGUGGAGGGAAACUAUGAAACCAUACUGGAGUUCAUCUCCGUGGACCCUUAUCUGUUAACUAAGAAGGAUUUCAUCAGCGGGUACUCGGUCCUGCACUGGUUGGCCAAGAGAGGUAACGAUGAGACUCUGCUCAAACUUUUGCGGUACGCAGAAAGUGCGGGGAUCCCUGUGAAUGUGAACCUGCGGGGCAGCGGCGGGCUCACCCCGCUGCACGUCGCCAGCAUGCAUCGGCAGUACAUGGUCAUCAAGCUGCUGGUCGGAGCUUUCAGUGCCAACGUCGAUGCCAUGGAUUACAAUGGAAAAAGAGCCUGGCAGUAUCUGAAGGGAGACGCCCCGCCGGAGAUGAAGGAGCUGCUGGGGACCUGGGACGAAGAGCACAGCUGCGGAUGUGCGCAAAAUGUCAACAAAAACGUCAACAACAACAGCGCUGGCGCAAUGAACUUGACCGCGUACGACGAGGUCGAUGGUGGAGAGAUGGUGGAUGAAGUGACCUCCUUUGACCGGACUAAGAGGGGUGGCAGCUGGGGAUUAGGGUCUUUAAGGAAGCUGCUCCCCUCGUUUUCAUUUCUUGCAAACAAAAGAUGAGUGUUUGACAGAAGCCUUCAGAUGUGUGCAUUUUUUCAGUUGACUGUUUCAGUGGUUCCCAACCUUCAGAGGGGUCACACUGCAAAAUGUCUUCUUACCAAGUCAGUUUUGCUUGUAGUGAGUCCUUAACACUUCUGCCAGUGCAGCGAGAAUAUAUCUUCUUUUCCCCAGUGAAAACCUAUUUGUUUAAAGUAUUUGACAAACACACAUUGUCUAGUAAAUUCUUAAACGAGUUGAUUUCUAUUGGAAAUAGACUGAAAUGCCCACUGUACACUUUAGUUGCAGAUUGUACUGGUUGUUUCAAGAAAAUGAGGUUUACAGGGUUUAAUUAUAGGCAGAAAUCAUUUAAUAAGAUGGAGAUUCAGUGAUGAUCAAAGACAUAAGACAAAUAUUUGCAUUUCUUGUCUAAUACUUUCACCUCUUCAAAUUAAACGACCCGAGAAGGAAAACUGCUCUUAAUAUGUGGAGGGGUCACCAAGUAGACGUCUGAAUCAAAAAGGUUGUGAGCCACUGCACCAUACCAGGACAAUCCACAUCAAUAUUGCUAUUCAGGGUUCCUAUAAAGUCAUCUGGUUUUGGUUUUGUUUUGUCAAGUACUGGCAUUUGAGUAAACCCUUAAUUUUGCAUCAACUGUGUCACUGACCCUAACUUCAAUAAACACAUACUGCAUAUAA
Siniperca chuatsi (mandarin fish) is the source of this 2040-nucleotide messenger RNA. It is a transcript of the gene sowahd, whose product is annotated as sosondowah ankyrin repeat domain family d. Bases 371 to 1366 code for a protein of 331 amino acids. The record is from RefSeq and is a predicted model, not a curated record. The transcript has 2 exons. Gene Ontology annotation, molecular function: protein binding. Lineage: Eukaryota; Metazoa; Chordata; Actinopteri; Centrarchiformes; Sinipercidae.